Hypoxylon fragiforme is the source of this 7301-nucleotide messenger RNA. RefSeq lists its product as uncharacterized. The record is from RefSeq and is a predicted model, not a curated record. Bases 612 to 6722 code for a protein of 2036 amino acids. The transcript has 2 exons. Lineage: Eukaryota; Fungi; Ascomycota; Sordariomycetes; Xylariales; Hypoxylaceae.
GGGUGGAUACCGAAACAUACGUUAUUGCAACUAAUUGCAAGUUGGGGCAACUUGGGGGACCAAGAUAGAAGAUCGCGGUUGCCGGGACAGCGGUGUGUGACGUUGCAAAACAAUUGGGAUUGGGCAGAAACCCCCCCCCAUUUGUUUGUGGACAAAACCUGGAAGGUGCACAAGGUGGGACAUAUUGCAGCCGUGCAGCCAUGCAAACCACAUGCUCCGUUUUUAUUAUUAUCUCUGUCUUAUCCUUCAACUCCAUCCAUCAUCUUAAACUAAACUGUGCACUGUCUGUCAUAUCUGAUUGACAUAACAUCAAUUCUUUGACUUCCCGCUUCGACGGGGCCAAAUACCCAUAUCUAUACAUACAACAUACAGCAUUCAGCAUUCAGCCUACAGCCUACAGCAUUGCAGCACUGCAGCAUUGCAGCACCACACUAACUAUUUAUUGUUUGGACCGUUGGAUAUUAUAGGUGUCUGGGUAGGUAACCUAGUAACUCUAGUAUCCAUCCACCUUACACAAUCCUGCGAUUCAAAGACAUAUCAUUCCAUUAACCGAACAUAUUCGAAUUACUACAUACGUAGUAGGUAGUAUAUUCUUCUGCCCUUUUCUCGACAUGCCGCCGGUUGAGCGCGACGCUCCGGUCGACCGGCCUGUUUUAAGACAUCAACAUUCUUCUUCCAAAGGAGGAGCAAUUAUACCAAUGUGGGACAGCUCCGAUCCAGAGCGGGCACCGCCCCCUCUGCCUAUGCACCCUCAGUCACCUAGUGUGAGCCCUUCGCGAAGUGGUACAUCGCUAGCUAUACAAUCUGCGCAUGCAGCCUUGGCCGAGAAGGCGCGUGAGACCGCGCUUGUUCCCUCGCUCGCAAAACGAAUGAAUGAGACUUCGCCCGAAAGAGCCCUCGUACAAAGAGGAAGUCCUCAUAAGCGAAUGCAGUCUCUUCAACCAGGUAGUGUCAGAGAUCUGAGCUUAAUGAUCGAAGGCUCGAGAGAUCGAGACUCGGCCAACUCCACUCCUCGGGGCUCUCCAGAGAAGGAUAGAUCAGCAAGACCAUCGACACCAAAUCGCGGCAGGGAGUACGAAAGGGAAGCCAGAUCAGAAGAGAAGGAGAAUAAUGUGCCAGGUGCACCUGCGCCCAUCCCCAUGCCACUAAGCAUGAGCUCCAUCGCCCGCUCCUCUACAAGGAAGCCACCACAGAGCAUCUUGGGCGAGAACACACCACAAUCCGCAACUAUGUUGGCACUACAAAACAUGCCCCCUACCUCAUCGCGAGAGGCCGAAUCACCUCUAGCAAACGUCACCAAUAACUCGUUGCCCACGACAAAGCCACAUCCCGCCACUGAAUUCCUUUCCAAUCAGCUUGUUACCCUAACCAAUAUAGCAACAGCUCUGCAGAAAGAAAUGUCCCAACUCAGUCGCCGAAGCAGAGAUAAUGCUACGGACCUGAUGAGUCUCAAAGAGGCCACACACGCCAGAGACGAAGAUAUCCGCAAGAGCCUACGCGAGUUAGCCCUCAACGUAGAUACUACCCGGUAUACCAAAGACCCGUACAAUGGAGGGUUCUAUAUUGACAACAAACCCUUUAACAUGUCACCUGGAUCUAAAAAUCAAAGGCCGUUUUCCCUUCCAAGAAUCCCUUCACCCAAUAGUUUUGCGGCGUCCAUUGAUCGAGAAUCCACGAUGAGUACACCUUCACUCAUUGGGGGUGACUCACCUGCUACUAUUGCAUUGUUGGAGAAGAUCAUCAGAGACAUGGGGACCAAAGAUGGCCAGGACACCAUCGUGGGUCGUCUAUCAGAGCUGGCCGAUAAACUGGCUGGCACGGCUUCCGCUGGGAAGGUGGAGGAACUCAUCCAUCAUCUAAGACUAGCUUCUGAACAGCCACUUAGUCCCGUGGUGAGCGGUGGCUCAGACAAGUCGAGGACCCUGAGCUUUAGUAGCGAUGAUUCCGGGUCAAAAAUUAGUGGCGUGGUAAACCACAGGGUAGAGAAGAUAAUGAACGGGAAAGAUGGUCGCCGUUCUCCGGUAUCGUCGCGAGGAAGCGAUAUUUUGCACGACGACCUCAUUAAACUCAUUCGUUCGGUCAAGGACAGCGUUGCCCAAGGAGGAGGGUUAACAGCAGAAGUCAAAGCCCUCGUUCGUGAGCUUCGAGGUGAAGUUCUGGGAAUGGGGAGGGAAAUAAGCAGAAAGUUGGAUGACUGGCAUGUCAAAGCCCCCAGCAAAAGUGAAACCGCAAGCAGAGCGGAGCUUGCAAGAAUUGUUGAAGAAGGUCUUGAACAGAUAAGGGUAUAUAUGGCGCAACGUCUUCGAGACCACGAGCGAGUAUCGUCUGAGGAAGAGAAGCCGGCUAUCGAUUACCAGGAGAUAUACAACGCCCUGAGGACAGCACUUACCGACACCGAAGCAAUUCGACAGCACGAUCCUAAACUAAGCCGGGAUGACGUUAUUGAAGCCGUGAAGGACGCCUGGGAGAAUUACAAACCCGAGAUUGAGAUCCAACAAAUCGGAUUGGAAAGAGACGAAGUCCUCGACUGCUUAAGGGAAGGAAUGGAACAAUAUGCACCGAGUCAUAACGCGACCCCAGGAGCAACACGUGAAGAAGUUUUCGAAGCAGUUGUUGAGGGAUUGAAGCACUUUGAACCACCGCAAGUAGAUAUGCCUACUGGCCUUUCUCGAGAGGAAGUCCUCGAUGCCGUUAGAGAAUGUCUCGAGGACUUCGAAUUCCCGAUUGCGCCUUCUACUAAUGAUCUAACCCGCGACGAUGUCCUGGACGCUGUUAAGGAGGGUCUGAGCUCAACUCAAAGCACCGCUUUAGUACCCCACGGCGGCGACAAUGACUCCGAGGUCACGGAGCGCCUUCACGACAUUAUGCAGUUUAUGCAAGACGAAUUCAAGCUCAUUCUGCAAGAGCUCAAGCAAGCCCCUGAAAGUGGAAGAGGCGCCGAGCAAAUUCUUGAUGCGACAAGGGAUGAGUUUCAUCAGUUACGAGCACAUAUCGAAAGCUAUGUCGAUAAAGCUGCGGGCACUUCUAGCCACGAAGAACUCAUGGCCAGUCUGGAGAAUGGGUUCGAACAGCUACGUGAGCACAUGGAAGGUUAUGUCGACAAGGCAUCCGGUGUUUCGGGCCAGGAGGAUUUGAUGGCAAACAUCGCCGACAACCUUGAACAAUUGCGCACGCAUAUGGAUAACGGCACUGGCAAAGCCCAAAACGUCCCUGGCCAAGAGGAGUUAACAGUGAACCUCGCUAGCAAUUUUGAAGAACUUCGAAUACACAUGGAGAGUUACGUCGACAAAGCUUCCGGUGCCGCUAAUCAGGAGGAAGUGAUGACUAAUGUCGUCAACAGCUUCGAUAUUUUCCGCGAAGAGGUUUCGGAGCUUGUGGCAAAGGCCUCAGAUGGCUCCAGAGAAGUUAUAAGACAGGAAAUCGAGUCGCUUCGAGACACGGUGAACUCAUCUCUUGUUCCUCACGUACCCCAGAUGAGCGACAAUAGAGAUGUCCUAGAAGCCAUUCGCGACAGCAUUGAAAGAAUUCGAGGAGAGCUACUUCGUCCUCACGCAGGAACUACUGACAUACUUGAUGCUCUCCACGAAGGUUUCAGCGAUCUGCGCCUUAGCAUUGAGAAAGUAGGCGACAAGCCAGCCGAUCUAACUGCCAAUGACGAAAUCCUUGACGCCCUGAAAUCCGGGCUUGAUGGUGUUCAAACUAAUAUCGACUCCCUCCGCGAAAACAACCAAGAGAACGCCCUUGCUACUGUGGGCUCGGUCCCAAGUGACGCCUUAAUACAAAUCCCCGCUGACCUGGUCAAGCAUGAUGACUUGAAGAACCUCGAACUCAUGAUGGGGCAGCUCAAGGUGAAGAUGGAAACUAUAGAGGCACCGCCCCCGCCACCAGUACCUGAGGGUUACUUGUCCAAGGAUGACUUGGCUGAAAUGGAGGAAAUGCUUCGAAAUGGUAUAUCCAAACAGGAUCUGAGCGAAAUGGAAGAAAUGCUUCGAAGCAUGCAAGAAGCCAUGACUGGUAGGCCGAGGAACAAGGACAGUAGCGACGACAGCCCGAUUAACGUCCGGCCCUUGGAAAAUCCCGAGGAUGCCGCUACGAAAGAGGAUGUGCAAGCUAUCGAGACGAUCCUUCGGAACACCAAGUCCCGUUUAGAAGACCUGGUCGACGGGGAGCAAGCCGUCCGCAAAGACCAAGUCGAUGCUGUCGAGGCUAUCGUGCUCGAAACUAAAGGCUCUCUUGAAGCACUUGCAGCUCAGGUGGAGACUGUCUCUCGAAAAGAAGAUCUCCUGACCCUUGGAACCAUCGUAACUCAGAUCACUACAACUCUAGAUGAGAUGAAAGAGAGCGCUGAGAAGUCCUUGGAAGAUCCCGAGAGGGUCACUAAGACGCACGUCAGCGCAAUUGAGGUAGCCGUCUCUGACAUCAAAUCAGCCAUCGAACAUACGAUUAGACCAGACAUCGCUGCUCUUCCUUCGAAGGACGACAUCACAAGUCUUCAAGACCUCGUCAAAGAACUCCAGGCAAACACCACGGUGCACGCUGAGUCAAAUGCAAAGGCACUCAAAGAGGGACAAGCGGAAACUGUCGGCAUCGGCGAAAAAGUUGUAGAGAUCAAAGCUUUUCUCGAAGAAUUCCAAACCCUGGUCAAGGGGCGACUGGAAACGGGUGGAAAUGCCGUUGAGUCACUAAGCAAGACUCUCGACAGCCUUAGCGAAACUGUCAACCAAAAUGCCGAUGUUGGGACUACUUUGAAGGAGAUAUUUGAGGUAGUGAAAACCGAGUUCGAGGAGUCGAAAACUGGUGUAAUAAGCGCUAAAGUAGACACCGACGGCAAAAUCAAAGAAAUGACCGACGCUUUGGGAGUCAAACUUGAAGAAAAGAUCGGCGAACUUAUGGCCAAGUAUGAUGAAUCCCAACUUUUCAUGGAAGAACGGACGAAGAUCUCCGAAACGAGAGAUGAGGAGUUGAAAGGCGCCAUGGUCAACACAAAUACGAUUGCAGAAGAGCUAAAGGGUCUAAUUGAUACCCUUGGCUCGACAGUGACCGACUCCCUCGAGAAGAUGGAAGAAGCUUCUAAGACUGUAUUUGACAAGGUUGGAACCAUGUACGACAAGGCCGAAGAGAACCACACAGAUGGCAAGAACGAGCACCAGAUGACCCGAGAUCAUGUAAAGCAAGCAAUCAGCGCUGUUGAGGGCCUCCAAGGACAUGUUGGAGACUACCAACCCAAGAUCCUCGACUCGAUCAAGGAAGUGCUACUUAUCGUUGGACAACACUAUGAGCAUUCCAAGACUUCGGAGAGCGGAAUAUUGCAGAGGAUUGAAGACGCCAAGCCUGAGCCUCUCAUGCUACCGCCCCCUCCUGAGAAAUAUGACGAUAGUGUAGUACAGUCGAAACUAGACAAAUUGGACAAUGAAAUGCACUCUAGGCUCGAAAUCCUGGAUAACGGAGUUCGAUCCAAGCUGGAUAAGCUGGUCGACCAUACGCAAGCUGCUGAAAAAGCAUAUGCACAGCUCGACACUCUAGAUAGGGUACACGAGCAGGUCGUCAAGACAGCUGCUGACAUCUCAGAAUUCCUGUCAUCUCAAAAGCAGCGUAUCGAAGAGGAUCAUCAAGAACGUGAGAAGACACUUCGAGAAACUACGAUCCAGUUGGAACGCCAGAAGGCUGAACAGGAGCAAGUUGAAGCCAAUCUGGCAUACCUACGGGAAGAAGAACUAAAUAUGCGCGAAACCAUUAUUGCCCUAAGGGCUGAGCAAGAAUCGUUGAUCCGUCACAAGACUCGAUUAACCGCCGAUGUUUCUUCCUUGGAGACGGCACUCAAUCUCCGCCGCGAGGAGCUUCAAGCCAUGGAUGCCAGGGCCGAAGGCCUGGAACGCAGAAUCCUCGAAGGCGUCCUCGAUCAUUCUCGUGCUCUUCUCAUGACUAAAUCUAACUUCAAGGGUCGCGAUGCUGCUAUGAGCCGUAAGCGUGUACCCGGUGCAAGAUCUAGUCUGGGGCCUAAUGAGGAUCUCAAUUCCACCUCACAGCAGAUGAAGUCUCGAGCCGCAAUCAACGCUGCAGUAAACAAUGGUAGAGCUAGCCUCGUUCCACAAAACGCUGCAAGUGCGGGCCGCCGAAUCCUCAGCCUCAGUCAGAUCACAAACAACGUCUCUGCGGGUGGUAUUAAGCGGAGCCAGAGCGUCCGUACUCAGGGCGGCACCGGGCUGCGAAAGAGCAGCUGGGCCCCAGGGAAGAAUGGCACUGGUAAAGGAUAUGGCGACUUGGACACGAACAAAGAGAAUGUGGAUCUAGUGCGCGAGAGUGAUGAGGAGGCCCGUGAUGACCCACCAACGUUUGAUGAGCCAGAGCCCGAAACGCCAACACUGGGAGAAGACGAAAAUGUGGUGAUUGUUGAUGCGGCCGACGAUGAAGCACAUUCAACUCCAACGCAUUCAGAAGAUGAGGAUGAAGAAAGCGAGGAAAGUGAAGAUGAUGCUACAGAGAUACCAGCCGAAAUGGAAGAAAGCGAUGGCGAAGUGGAUGAAACGGAAGAGGAGGUAGCUACAACGAGACGCUCAAGCCUCGGAACCACCGUUAUUACACCAACGGAUGUGGAGGGUGGCUACGACAGUGACGAUCAAGACGACCAGAGCGAGUGGGUGGAGGGUGCACCAGGCACGGAGAGUGUUGCUGGUACGGAUAGUAUUGCUGGUGAUGGUGAGGUGCUCGUGUCCAGUACUUGAUGGGUCUUGUAUCGAGCACGACAGAGUAGUCUAGGUGUAUGGAGUUUGGUCGAUUUGGGGUUCAAAUCGGGGUUUGCCGGACGGGGCGUACGCAUUUGUUCUGUUGCUUUCUGUCCAUGUCUUUCUUGUUGCUUGGCAUCAUGAUGUUUUGAAUGGAGAGUCUUAUGUUUGCCAAUGAAUGCACGUCUUUGGCACGCCUUUCUUUUCAUGUACUUGGUGUCUAACAGGCGGCAAUGAGGCAGGGAGGUAGGAGGGGUCAAAGUGGAUGAUGGAUUGGAAGUAAGGUAUAAAGAGAUGAAGCUAGGGACGAAUCGUGGUAAUAGGUGGAAGAGGUGCAUCGCCCUCCUUUUUUCGUAAAUUCUUCUCUAACUCUACUCUUUCAUUAUUCCUGCCUUGCUAUUUUAGGAGAGAAGAAGCAGAAGAAGCAGUAGGCUUUGUGUGUUUUUGGUCACAAAGUUAUAAGUCCCCAAGAUUUAGUUAUAUUAGGUUAUUCAAUGGCAAUGUUCAUCAACUUUUCCAAGUAAAAUUUGGGUAUAUUACGCAAAUCAUGAUGGACAGUGGAAGGAAUAAAGGGGAGGG